Hymenoscyphus albidus is the source of this 2364-nucleotide messenger RNA. Lineage: Eukaryota; Fungi; Ascomycota; Leotiomycetes; Helotiales; Helotiaceae. The record is from the annotation of a GenBank genome assembly.
CUUUAGGCUUCCUUUUUAUUUCACACCCUCCACCACUAUCAUGAUGGCUUCCAAGCAGUUGCAGUAACACAAAUCUAUUGGCUGUGGCGAACCUCCAAAAUCGGUCGAACCGACAAGCAGCCCCGCGUUUAUGGCGCUUGUUACUUCGUACUUGCCUCUUGGAGAUGGACGUACUAUCGCCCCGCUCCUCAGAUACCAAUCGAGGACACCAUGUGUGCGCUCUCACUGCUCUACUUCCAAUCGGUGCAAUUGUUGCCCAUUAUUUUGCUAGUCCUUCAGCUGUACCGACGGGAACGUACCUACUUUGGCUCGUUCGGUUCCUGCAUAUCGAUAUCUCCUAUGAACUAGGCUAUGAAGUAGAUACGAGCCCAAGUGGGAUGUGAUAAAAGUGAAUAUAAAGGUAGGAGGACUUUCUCAUCUUUGCAGGCUUACUCCGUAAGUAUCUCAGCAGCUGCUUGAAUAUUCAAAAUGGCACCUCUUUCCUCUCUUCUUCUUUCUUUGGGUCUUGCAGUUCCAUGUUUUGCGGCUUGCAAUGCGGAUAAUUGUUUGCGAGCUUUACGCGCACCAGCUCGACUCGAGGAGGCUCAAUUAUUCUGUGCUACCUUUACCACUGCUGCCGUCUCUGCUGCGAGUGCCAUUCCUUCUUAUGCCGUUGUAGGAUGUACCGGAGAUGUUGCAAGCAGAGUGAGUAGUGCAUGUACUUGCAUCGCAAGCUCGACUCCGGUCACUUCAACCUCGAGUCCUCUCACUACAAGUACUUCCAUCUCAGUCACCAUAGAAUCGACGAGUUCAGCACCAACCAGCUCGGCUACAGGUUUUCCUUCAGGCCCGAAAGCGUGUGGGAAUUCGGAGUUGAGCUGUCAUAAUACCACAGUGGCGGAGGACCUGUGUUGUUUCAAUGCGCCAGGAGGGCAGUUAUUACAAACACAAUUUUGGGAUACUGCACCAAGCACUGGUAAGCCUAAACUUUGCGUCUCAGUUAUGGUAGCAGAGAAAGAGCGGGCAAAAUAAUCUGGCAUGGAAAGUUGGCUAAUGCGAACUCAAGGGCCAAACAAUUCAUGGACUCUUCACGGGCUUUGGCCAGAUAGAUGUGAUGGCACCUACGACGCGAAUUGUGAUGCAUCCCGAGAAUACUCCAAUAUUACCCAAAUCCUUCAAUCGUAUGGCAAAACAGAUUUAUUGGCAUACAUGGGCAAAUACUGGAAGGAUUAUCAAGGGAAUGAUGAGAGCUUCUGGGAGCACGAAUGGGACAAACACGGAACCUGCAUCAGCACGUUGGAGCCAAGUUGUUAUAAUGGAUACAAAGGGCAGGAGGAAGUGGUUGAUUAUUUUGAAAAGGCUGUAAGCUUGUUUGCGGGACUAGAUACUUAUGCUGUAAGCUUCGAAUGUUCACUUCUUGUAACCACGAUUACUGACACAAACCGUAGUUUCUAGAAGCUGCGAGUAUCAUUCCCUCAACUACAGCAACUUACACCUUUACCCAAAUCCAAGACGCUUUGACUGCAGCUCACGGAUUUCCUGUCACCAUCUCCUGCAAGGGAGGCGCCUUAGACGAGGUAUGGUACCACUAUAAUGUACGAGGAAAUGUUCAAACCGGAGACUUUGUCCCAACUUCCCCAGAUGGAAGUAAAUCUUCAUGUCCGGAUAAUGGAAUCAAGUACCUCCCAAAACACCAGACAGCAACACCAACAUCAACGACUACUGGAAGUAUUCCGACUUCAACCGCAGCUCCUUAUACCGGCAGGGGAUUUUUACAAGCUUAUACUGGGGGAACCAACAAGGGGUGCUUAAUCAGUGCGGGGACAUGGUACACAACCGGUACCUGCGCUGGUUACACAGCCGCAGCUUCGGGUAAUUACCCUUCCCACCUAUCGCAAAAAACUCAAAAGCUAACAACACUACCAGGCGACGGUUUUACACUCACCAGUAGCAAAGGCCCCUGUGCUAUGAUUGCAAAUUCAUUCUCUUGCGCCGUCACCAAUACAGCGGGUGAGGUCUUCACUGUAAGUCGACUCCUUGUAUCCUUGGACCAAACUGCAAUACUGAUGAUGUGAUGCAACUAGAAUCUCAAUGGCUCGUUGGCUUAUGCUGCGAGCUCUACUUUCUACGCUGCUGCGAUUCCGACCGGGUCUGUGCAGCAGAAGAUUUAUACACAGGGGAAUACUACUAGUAAUGCUGUGGAGGUUUCUUUUGUCUGGCAGGGUAUCUAGUGAGAUCUUUGUUUGUGCAUGUUAGUGGAGUUUGGACUUGGGAUUUCUCUUAGGUAUGGCUAGAAAGAGAGAUGUACUGGUGCGUGCUCUACCUAUUAGCGAGGUAAUGAGGUUAUUUAACUAAGUGCUUUUACUUGUAUUUCCUUAAUGAGAA